CUCUCUCUUUUUCCCCCCCUUCCCUCCCAUCUCGCUCCGCUCCUCUCCCCCCUCCGCCUUUUGUUUUCGCAGAUAGUCGGCACACAAAGCUAGUCCCAGAUUUGAGCGACGGCGAGGCACCCUGAUGAGUGAGCCUCGGGAGAGCCAUGGAUUUGACUAAGAUGGGCAUGAUCCAGCUGCAGAACCCCUGCCACCCCACCGGGCUGCUGCACAAAGCCAACCAGAUGCGCCUGGCGGGGACGCUCUGCGACGUGGUCAUCAUGGUGGACAGCCAGGAGUUCCACGCGCACCGGACGGUGCUGGCUUGCACCAGCAAGAUGUUCGAGAUCCUCUUCCACCGCAACAGCCAGCAUUACACCCUGGACUUCCUCUCGCCAAAGACCUUCCAGCAGAUCCUGGAGUACGCCUACACCGCCACCCUGCAGGCCAAGGUCGAAGACUUGGACGACCUGCUCUACGCCGCCGAGAUCCUGGAAAUUGAGUACCUGGAGGAGCAGUGCCUGAAGAUCCUGGAGACCAUCCAGGCCUCCGAGGACAACGACACCGAGGUCGCCAUGGCCGAUGGAGGCACCGCUGAGGAAGAGGAGGAGAGGAAGUCAAGGUACAUCAAGGGCCUCUUCAUCUCUAAGCCCGCUGCUGAGGAGAGCGGCUACGCCAGUGUGGCCGGCCAGAGCCUGCCAGCGGCCACGGCGGAGCAGAGCCCCUCCGCCUCCUCUUCCUUCGGCCCCCUCUCCGCCAUGAGCCCCACCAAGGCGGCGGUGGACAGCCUGAUGACCAUCGGGCAGUCGCUGCUGCAGGGGGCCCUGCCGCCCGCCGCCCCCGAGGACUCCCGCCCCGCCACCCGCCGCCCCCCCGGCCUCGCUGAGGUGAAAACCGAAGCGAUGCAGGUGGACGACGCCUCCAACCGCGACAGCCCUCGGGCGGCCGAGCCCGGCGCCUCUGGCGGGGAGAAGCCCGAGGAGAAGGGCAAGGAAGGGCCCGGCACCCCAACCCGUGGCAGCGUCAUCACCAGCGCCCGCGAACUGCACUACGGCCGGGAGGAGGGCACCGAGCCACCGCCUGAGCCCGGCCAGGGGCUAUCGCUGGGGCCGGAGCCGUCCGCCGCCGCCGGCCAGGACGGGAAGCCCCUGGGCAUCUACUCCCUGCUGCCCAACCACAAGACUGAGCCGGUGCUCGGCGUGCCGCCCGCUGUGGCGUCCGCCCUGCACGUGCAGCCGGCCCUGGCCGUCUCCAUGGACUUCAGCGCUUACGGGGGGCUGCUGCCCCAGGGCUUCAUCCAGCGGGAGCUCUUCAGCAAGCUGGGGGAGCUGGCGGCCGGCAUGAAGACGGAGAGCAGAGCCCUGGGCGAGCAGUGCAGCGUGUGCGGGGCAGAGCUGCCGGACAACGAGACCCUCGAGCAGCACCGGAAGCUGCACAGCGGGAUGAAGACGUACGGAUGCGAGCUCUGCGGGAAGCGGUUCCUGGACAGCUUGCGGCUGCGAAUGCACUUACUGGCUCACUCAGCGGGGGCCAAGGCCCUGGUCUGCGAUCAGUGCGGCGCCCAGUUCUCGAAGGAAGACGCCCUGGAGACGCACCGGCAGACACACACCGGUACGGACAUGGCGGUGUUCUGCCUGCUGUGCGGGAAGCGGUUCCAGACGCAGAGCGCGCUGCAGCAGCACAUGGAGGUGCACGCCGGGGUGCGCAGCUACAUCUGCAGCGAGUGCAACCGCACCUUCCCCAGCCACACCGCGCUCAAGAGGCACCUCCGCUCACACACAGGCGACCACCCCUACGAGUGCGAGUUCUGCGGCAGCUGCUUCCGCGACGAGAGCACGCUGAAGGGCCACAAGCGCAUCCACACCGGGGAGAAGCCCUACGAGUGUAACGGCUGCGGCAAGAAGUUCAGCCUCAAGCACCAGCUGGAGACCCACUACCGGGUCCACACAGGCGAGAAGCCCUUCGAGUGCAAGCUGUGCCACCAGCGCUCCCGGGACUACUCGGCCAUGAUCAAACACCUCCGCACCCACAACGGCGCUUCCCCCUACCAGUGCACCAUCUGCCUGGAGUACUGCCCCAGCCUCUCGGCCAUGCAGAAGCACAUGAAGGGCCACAAGCCGGAGGAGAUCCCCACCGACUGGCGGAUAGAGAAGACCUAUCUCUACCUCUGCUACGUCUGAGGGCGGCGGCGCAGGGCGGCGGGGCCGAGGACCGGGCCAAAAAAAGAAAAAAAAGCCGCCACCAAACCCGCAGCGUCCACCGCCUUGUUUGUUUGUCGGGUCUCCCGGCUCCUCUCGCCGCAGGGAGCCCGCGGGGGGGACGCCCCAGCCCCUUCCCCAGCCCCAUCCGCUCCCCCUCCCCGGCUGCCCGCCCGGCUUUCGCCCCUCGCAGCCCCCCGGCCCCUCCAUCGCCGCCGGGAAGGACGUGCUUUGGGAAGGAUUUGAUUUCUGGUUUCCUCCGUCCCCGCGGACGCCCCGCCGAGGACCCCAGCUCAACCUGUGGGGCUCGGCCCCCCUUUUGGGAGGGCGCCCACACUGCGGCGUCGCAGGGUGAGAGCGUCCCCGGGGGCACGAGGAGGGUGUUUGGGGCAGGGACCCGGGUGCCAGCCGGGGUCCGGGGGGGGCACCCGGAGGCUGCCACCCUCCCCCUGACCAAAGACCUCUCUAUGCAUUGCCCCUUCCUUCCCCGCCGUCCCGGGGGGCGAGGGCGAAGCCCCCCUGCGGGGGAUGUGGCCGGUUUGGUGGUGCGUGGGGGAUGCGGUGCUGCCAGUGCGUGGCAUCGCUCCCAAUUUGGGGGAUCCUCCGUGUUCUGCUGAUUUGGGGCGCCCGGAGGGUGCCGAGGGUGGUGUUUUGCCCAGCCCCCGCUGCAGGAGCCCGCGAGCCGGGGGGGCCCGGGGGCAGGCGGCUUUGCUCGCCGCUUUGGUUUUGUUUUUUUUUUUUUGCUUUUUGUUCGGUUUUUUUGAACUUUUCUUUUGGAAUAUUUCCGCGUUUAGCACAUUUUACUUGAAAUUACCUCGUUUUUUUGUGACCUCAUGAGCUUUUAUUGAUUUGGGGGGGACGGGGGGGUGAUGUGGCCGGGCAGGCGCGUGCCCGGCGCUGGCGGUGGAGGGGCGGCAUCGUCCCUGCUGCCCCCCCCUCGUUGUGCAUUAUCCUUACCAAAACUGGUGUUUUUUGCCCGGCCCCGCGGGGCCGGGGGGGCCGGUUCUGAAGCUACCUCUUGUGUUCGUUUUUGUUGUGUUUCUCCUUUGCGGCCGCGGCAGCGAGCUCUGCGCUUUCCAUCCCACCCGGCGCUCGCAGCCUGGGGUGGUUUUUUUGGUCAUUUUGCUGCGUUUGGGUGAAAAGGCGGGGGGGGGAAGAGUCCAGGGGGAGUGGGACGGUGUUGGGGUGCGGUUUGGAGGGUGUUGGGGGGUGCCAGUCCCCCCUCUCCCGAGCAGGGAUGCGGGUGCAGCGUCCUCCCUCCCUCGUGCCCUGCGUCGGCUUUGCACGCGCGUGUGCCCCUGCCCGCGGGGCCGAGGCCGCUGUUGUACAAUCCGGGAUGUGACUGUGGAGAACGGCUUUGUUUAAUUGUUGUGCCUAAGGAAAAAAAAAAAAAAACCCACAAAAAAAAGAGAGAUAAAAAAGGAGAAAAAAAAAAAAACUAUUAAAGAGACCCAGUUGUUUCACACGGAAA
Messenger RNA from Calidris pugnax (ruff), 3648 nucleotides. It is a transcript of the gene ZBTB16, whose product is annotated as zinc finger and BTB domain containing 16. The coding region runs from base 147 to 2159 and encodes 670 amino acids. Gene Ontology annotation, cellular component: nucleus. Lineage: Eukaryota; Metazoa; Chordata; Aves; Charadriiformes; Scolopacidae. The transcript has 6 exons. Gene Ontology annotation, molecular function: protein binding. The record is from RefSeq and is a predicted model, not a curated record.